Gracilinanus agilis (Agile Gracile Mouse Opossum) is the source of this 1022-nucleotide messenger RNA. It is a transcript of the gene ARV1, whose product is annotated as ARV1 homolog, fatty acid homeostasis modulator. Bases 16 to 819 code for a protein of 267 amino acids. Gene Ontology annotation, cellular component: cortical endoplasmic reticulum; Golgi apparatus. The transcript has 5 exons. NCBI's taxonomy places the organism in Eukaryota, Metazoa, Chordata, Mammalia, Didelphimorphia, Didelphidae. The record is from RefSeq and is a predicted model, not a curated record. Gene Ontology annotation, biological process: sphingolipid metabolic process; sterol metabolic process; regulation of plasma membrane sterol distribution.
UCGCGGGCCUUAGAGAUGGGUACCGGCGGGCGGAGCGGACUUCGGGCCGGGAAGGGUAGCGCGGAGGGAGAAGCAACGAACAAUGCCCACUCGGCCUCAUGCCUCUACCGGUGCAUCGAAUGUAACCAGGAGGCAACAGAACUGUACAGGGACUACAACCACGGGGUGCUGAAAAUAACCAUCUGCAAGUCUUGCCAGAAGCCUGUGGACAAGUACAUCGAGUAUGAUCCUGUUAUCAUCCUGAUCAAUGCCAUUUUAUGUAAAGCACAGGCCUAUAGGCAUAUUCUUUUCAAUACUAAGAUAAAUAUCCAUGGGAAGCUCUGCAUAUUUUGUUUGCUUUGUGAAGCAUAUCUGAGGUGGUUGCAUCUGCAAGAUUCAAGCCAGCACACUGACCCUGAUGACAUAAUAAGAUAUGCCAAAGAAUGGGAUUUCUAUAGAAUGUUUACAAUAGCUUCUUUAGAACAAAUGGCUUUCUUUAUUGGAAUUUUUACUGGCUUGUGGCUGAUCCAGCCUGCAACACUGAGAAGAAAGUCCAAUUUCAUUUUGCUUCUGAAAGCACUACUUUUGUCCAGCUAUGGGAAACUCCUACUGAUUCCGGCCGUCAUUUGGGAACACGACUACACUCCUCUCUGCCUCAAACUCAUAAAAGUAUUUGUCCUCACAUCAAAUUCUCAAGCAAUCAGAGUGACCCUGAACAUCGAUCGAAAACAUUCAUUGUUGGCCAUCCUGAGUGGAUUAGUAUUAGAAAGCAGUGCGGUCUGCUCUUUCCAGAAGAUGGGAUGGGAUGUAGAAAGUGAUUGUUCCUUCUAUAAAACUUAAGAUUUAUCUUGAAGAUAACAAAAGCCCCUCUGAUGCUAACUUUUAGGAAACUGCCUUAGAUGUGGACAUGAAUUCUUUUUUUAUGAAAAAUUGACCAGAUAAAGGAACAUUACUUGCAAAGUAAUUGGAGAGACAGUGCCACUUUUCCUGGAACACUGGUUGUAUUUUGAUAUUUAAUUAAAUGGUUGUUUCUUUGUGCCUAA